Molecule: messenger RNA, 969 nt
Organism: Lottia gigantea (owl limpet)
Lineage: Eukaryota; Metazoa; Mollusca; Gastropoda; Lottiidae
Exons: 3
Coding region: 1-969 (322 amino acids)
Source: RefSeq, a predicted model, not a curated record
AUGAAUGCAUUUCUCGAUAAAUACGGAAAAGACACGACCACAAACUUUCAACUUGUGAAAUGGGCCAAGGAAUUGAACGUCUCGCCGUUUUAUUAUUGCAUGCGAGAUGAAAUUGAUGAACUGAAAUACAAGAAAGGUAACGAUAACGAUGCAGUGAACAAGAAAUAUUUACUGGAUCAAAUUCAAAUAGAUAAGGACCAUGGUGAAAAUAGAAUAACUGACGUGAAAAGAUACCUCAGACGAAAUAUUAAAAAUCUUGAACCCAAACUACAACAAGAUUUUACGAGUUUGAAACGUCUUAUUCAAGUGGAUAAAACAAACGAUAAGAUUACGAAGGUAAAAAUAGACGUCCAACGUUUAAUAGAUAACCCAAAUGUAAACGAGGAUAGAUUGAAACGAAAACUAACCGCUUUGGAAAGAAAACUAGGCGAAUUGCUAGCAGAACUAGACAAGACCGUGGACAAAACUGAGUUACAAAAUUCAGUAUCCAAAUUGAACGAAGAGAGCGCGAAGCAAAAAUCAGAUGUUCAAAAUAUAAUUAACAAUCUCGCACAUCCCAUUGACAAAGAUACGUUGAAACGACAAUUGACUGCUUUGGAUACUAAAAUCAUGGAUGAAUUAGAAAAAGAAGUGGGUGUGAUUAAAAACUUUCUUCAAAAUAAAUUUCAAGAUGAUAUCAAAAAAUAUAUUAAAGAACAGGUCAAUCUUUUGCUAUCUAGAAUUCAUGACGAUUUUUUGAGACAAGAGAGAAAGUUGACCAAAUUAGAAGCUAUUGUCACGGACAUGUCGUAUUAUUUCAAUCUUCCAUUCGAAAGUGAUACUGUCUUCGAUAGAAAAGACCAAAGUUAUAAAUCAAACAAAUAUGGCUUCAAAGUAGAAAUAAAAGUAGCUUCUCGCGUAGAUGGAGAACCUAAAACGUAUUCGAUAUCGGCGAAACGGAAGCGUUUACUUUUCGAGGUAGAUGUCUGA